This is a messenger RNA of Cinclus cinclus, 576 nucleotides long. RefSeq names its product NFKB inhibitor interacting Ras like 1 (gene NKIRAS1). The transcript is spliced from 3 exons. The record is from RefSeq and is a predicted model, not a curated record. The coding region runs from base 1 to 576 and encodes 191 amino acids. Lineage: Eukaryota; Metazoa; Chordata; Aves; Passeriformes; Cinclidae. Gene Ontology annotation, molecular function: GTPase activity; GTP binding. Gene Ontology annotation, biological process: canonical NF-kappaB signal transduction.
AUGGGAAAGGGCUACAAGGUGGUGGUUUGUGGAAUGGCCUCAGUGGGAAAGACUGCGAUUUUGGAGCAGCUUCUCUAUGGAAAGCAUACUGUUGGCUUAGAAGAGGGUGCCACAAUGGAAGAUGUGUAUUUGGCAUCGGUGGAGACAGACCGAGGCGUGAAGGAGCAGUUGCGGCUCUAUGACACCAGGGGUCUGCAGGAGGGCGUGGAAUUGCCCAAGCACUAUUUCUCUGUGGCUGAUGGCUUCGUCCUGGUGUACGCUGUGACCAGCCUCGAAGCGUUCCAAAGAGUCGAACUGCUCAAAAAGGAGAUCGACGUCUUCAGGGACAAAAAGGAGGUUGCAGUUAUUGUCUUGGGAAACAAAACUGACCUCCUGGACCAAAGGCAAGUCGAAACAGAAGCAGCUCAGCAAUGGGCAAGGGCCGAGAAAGUGAGACUGUGGGAAGUGACUGUGACAGAUCGGAAAACACUGCUUGAACCCUUCACCUUCUUAGCUAGCAAGCUGUCCCAGUCCCAGAACAAAUCAACAUUUCCCUUGCCUGGAAGGAAGAGCAAAGGGAAUAACUGUGAAAACUAG